UCCAAAUUCCACACUAGUAAAAUACAAACAUGAACUAAAAUUCAGGUUAAAUCACUCAGAGUUGGCAAUAUUAACUAUAGUUCCCUGGCUAAUAAAUGAAAUAAUUUCUUUAUUCUGGUAGCCUGAGGAAAGAGUAAAAAGAUGAUUUCUCAGUAUUUCCAGAAGUUUCCAAACAACACAUAAAGGUGGUCUUAAAAUAUAUAAUUUUUUAAUUUGUUUUUCCACUUGUCUAUGAUUAAUAUGUCCAGAUUUAAAGGAAAAACUAAAUGAUCUUAUAAAUAAAGCUAUGAAAUAAAAGUAUAGCACUUUACUAGGAAAAAAGGUGGAAUGCUAUUUAACAGAGUAUUUUAUAUAUGACUUUUGUCAGCAUUCUAUAUUUUUUUGCUUAAUUCUUUUCUUGUUAACCAGAGUUAUUUUCUAUUUAAAAUAAUCCUGUUGGACAACAGAUACUACCCAAUAUUUAUUACAACAUACAAGUUUUGUUGUUUCACAAAACUGAAUUUUUCAUGACAUGGUGUCUUACCAAUAAGACUACCAAGGAGGCGGGGGGGGAAAGACAACCUAUAUUUUCUUGAUUUAAAAUUAAAACUCUGGGCAGAGAAUAUAGAUUGGAAUGUCCCAUAUUCAGUUUGGGGAAAUCAGGUUUGUUAAAAACAAUACCAUGGUUUUAGAAGUCUGUACUAGCAACAUUUUCCAGAUACAUUUUUUAUAUUUCAGGUGUAAUGAAGUGCAUUUUUAUUUGAACAAUAAAAAAAAAAAACAAAAACAUACUUUGAGACCGUGCAGGUCUUUUUUUUCUUUUUGAAAACAUAUGGUAUGUGUAUAUGCAGACUACAUGAUGUAUUUCUUUCCUUUCAUUCUUUUAAGAAAUGACUUAACUCUUGAAAGUAACACUUGGGUUAGUUCAUACCUUAAACACAGAAACACGUAAUAUCUCAAUUAUUAUGUAAUCUGUUUAUACCAACCAUCCCAUUUUAGAGAUGAUUCUGUUUACCAGUCUCAAAAAUAUGCCCUUUCAACAUAUAUUUUUAUUCACAAAAAAUUGAUUUUAGUGUUUAUGUGAAAGAAAUUUUCCUGUUUCCCAUUAGUGUAAAUUAAAAUCAUUUUUAUUUUAUUAUCAAUUGAAAAUUAUUUCUGGUAAAUUACUAUGCUUAUUUCAUAGCUAAUUUUCUCAGGAAAAAAAGGUAAAUAGCUUAUUAAUCCUUUUCUUUAGACUCAAACUACCUAAAUAAUUGGAUAAUUAUUUGUCACAGCGUAUUAUUCACUUUAUUUUUAUAACAGUACAAAGUGUUGGAAUAAACAGGGAAACUCAAGAUGAUAGAACUCUUCAGAUCCUUGAUUUAUUCAGCCUAUUUUCACUUUGAUGUUUUUCAGAAACAGUCCCACAGAUCUGGCAUUACAGACCACUUUAAUCAUACUAAAACGUUAAGUAACAAAAUUUUAAAUCAGACUUUAAAAUGGUUAAAUCUUAAAAGGACAAUUCACUUUUUAAUUAAUAUAUUCAUUAUUCCAUUUUCCCAAUUUUUACUCUAGACAAAUGAAUCAAUCCAGAUGUCUUACACUUUUAAUAUUUGGUAUAUUUACAAUAUAUUUUGUAAAUUCUGGAUGCCCCUGAAUUUACAAAUAUUGUAAAUAUUUAUCCCAUUAAUAAAUGCUUGUUAAGAACAAGUCACAACAGUUAACUCAGGUGGCUGGAACUUAAGAUGAAAAUAUUAGUGCUUUAAUAUUACUAGGUUAUACGUCUCAAUUACAAAAUACAGACUUUGGGUAAGUGAAUAUAGAGAAAACUGUGCCACUGGCUUUGACAUAAAUAAGAAUUCCUUUAUAAUGCUACAGUUGCAGUACAGGACUAACAGCUGGGUUUCACAUUAGACUUCUAUCUUUAAAUGAAUUCACACUUGUGAAAAACAAAAGCCAACUUUGCAUGUUCAAGAUGGAAGAACCAAUGAUAAGAAAAAUUAUAUUAGAGGAUGUUUUAGAGGAAUAAAAAAAGCCAAUUCUACGCUAGGCGGCUUUGGUUUUCAAAAGUAAUGCCUUAAAAAAAUUAAGACAAAGACAUUAAACCUAAAUCUGAUUCCAGUAGUUCCACUUAAAGAACUACUCAUGAAAAUAUCUUUUAAAGCUUUUUUUUUUUUUAUCAAACAUUGCAAAAGGCAUAUUUGGGAAAUGAGAAAUUUAAAUGACUACAUGAUAAUAAUAGCCUAUAUUCAAAUUUCAAACCACAAUGAAUAAGAAUUUCAGAGGCUGCAGAAAGAAUGUAAUAUACAGUCUGUUUUUAAGAAGCUUAAAGUUGAGACAUAAAAUAGUGUUGACAACAGUAAAUAUUAAAGACAGGAAUAUGCUAAUUAUAAAUACUGAACAUUUAAGAUAGUAUGUUGUACAAGUUCAUUUGCAAGUUGUUAGGGUUGACAUAUAAAUGAUUUUAAUUGGUUGCUUUGCUCAAUAUAUAUAAGGUCAUUUUAUAUUGUACUGUGUAGCUCAAAAGAUAGAAGAUACCACAAUGUUGGAUGACCAGUACAUACACAUUAGUGAUAACAAUUUACUAUUGUAAAUUAUGGUUUUAUCUUUGAACAUUCUCUACCAAAUUCUGAUUCUCGGCAUUAUAUGGAUUAAGAAAUGUGUGUGUGUGCCCAUGGGUGUAAUAUUAGCAGAAAUUAAAUAUACAUUUUAUUUAUACUAUUCAAACUUUUAAAACAAUGGAACACUUUUUUCAAUUAGAGUAUGUCACUUCAAUAUAUAGCAGAAAAGGUGUAGCUGCAUUUGCAGAAGAGGCCCCCAGUCUUCACCCACAAUAUGAGUCUUAGGAUCUGAGGAAUAGUUUGAAAACUCUUGGUUUAAAUUUUAUGAACAGUGAGUCCAUAAAUACAGUUUAGGUUUUUUUUUUUUUAAUCAACUUCCCCUCCUUGUCCUGGAUAUUAAGCAGUCAGUCUCUAGGCUACUUGCCACUGUAGAAGGGCCAGUUCUCAAUGUCAUCAGUUCUCCGGAAAUAAGGGAAUGCUGCAGCACAGACUCACUUCAUUACUUUCACAGUCUUUAGGUGAAGAAAUUUCCAUUUAAAACAAUCUCCGUGUUAAAACAGUAGUCAGUAGCUACUGAUUGUUUUUUAACUUAAAUGGGUAGGAAAAUAGAUUGGUGGGCUUUUUCUUUUAAAAAGGAGAAAGUCUGCAAAUAGCGUAUCUUGGUGUGGAAGAUGCCUUCCUGAAGCUAGAGAAAAGUAUCUCCUACCCUGCACAGAGAGGCAGAACAGUAGCUGCAGUUUGACAUUAGUCUAAUGUUAGCUGCCAUUAAGUUGACCCCCAACUCAUGACGACCCAAUGCACAACUGAAUGAAAUGCUGCCCUCUUCUACAUCCUCAUGAUGGGUCAGGGAUCAGACGGUUAUGAUCUGUAGGGUUUUCAAUGGCUAAUUUUUAGAAGAUUGGCAGGUCUUCCUUCCUAGUCUCUCUCAGACUGGAAGCUCUGCCAAAACCUGUUCAACAUAAUAGCAACAUGCAAGCAAAGCCUCCCUUGACAGAGGGGUGGUGGCUGCUCAUGAGGUGCAUUGGCCAGGAAUGAAUUGGAGGCUUUCUUAAAAUUCCAACAUUUUAUUUCCCUCAACACAUUUUGGCCUCUUGGUCUAGGGGUGACCCUACUAUGAAGUAACUACUCCAUGUCGUUCCAAUCCAUUUGCUGUUGUCAAAAACACAAAACUGAAAACUAUAUAGUCCCCUUAAAUUUUGCCGUAUUCCUUUUAACCAGAGACACCCAGUUCUGUUGUUCAUGCUCUUUAAAGCUUACAUAGGAUACAUGUUAACUCUAAGUAUUCACCAUGCUGCCAGUGACCGUACCCUUAAAUCAGGAAAUGGUUCUUUACCCGUAAGGUAAGAUCUUUGGUCCUAUUAAUAAUGGAACAUAAAACAUUUAGGAAAACUCAGUUUGCAGGUGGGGUUGAACCCACUAUCUGGAACAUACAGCCCAGUUACAUAUUCAGACGACAGGCUGAAUUAUGCCCAGUGCCUAAAGGAUGUUGAUUAAAACUCAUCAUCAGCCACACGCUGCUCUCCAAUCCUAGAAUGAUCCUCGGCUUUCAGCAACGUGUUGAUCUUUAGGCACUGUAAUCCAUAAUAAUCCCUAGCAGAAACAAUCGGCGUGCACCUGAAGUGGCAGGGCCCGCUUUCUGGUUACAAAAGCCAUCCACCAAAGUUUAAUUUCACCACAAAGGACACAACCAGUUUAAAGGAAAAAGAAUGCAAAGGCACACGCUGAAGACUGCCCUCAUAAUGCGAGAACUUCCGGAAGAACGUCCCUCCACGCCCAGGGCAGCAAGGCCUCCACUGGGCUCUGAAACGUCACUCCCGCCUCUGAGGAGCUCCACGCCAACAGGAGGAAUGUUUCGUGGGUGGGCAGGCCUGCCCAGAGCUGCAUUUGAAAGGCGGGACUUCCCUAACUCUUGCGUCAUUCCUAGUGCGACGGAAGACGUCAUUGUCUUAAAGCGGAAGGUCAAUUGUGGUUACGGGCAGACGGGCGCGCACGCACUUUACGCUCCUGGUGUCGGCAGAGCAGGCGUGGGGCGCCUCGGCCGAGAGCUGCGAAGUGGUCCUUUGUGAGGCUGGAGUCCUGGUGUCCGCCCCGGCUCCGACAUGCUAUGCCGGCUCGACCGUCGGUGGCUGCGGCGUCUGCCCGUCCUACAGCUCGGGACGCAGGUCCUGCCGCUUGCUCCAGCCCCAACGGGCGGUGCCGAGCGCCCUGCUCUCCCAGCGUGGGCGGCGGCUUCAUUCUCUACGGGUGGCGCCAGCGGCUGGUACGAGGCCGUGGCUGCGUCCGCGCCGGUGCGGGGCGCGGAGGAAGUGCUACUUAGCGCGCACGCCGCCUCGGGCCUGCCGUGGUGGGGCAGCAUUCUCCUCACCACCGUGGCCUUGCGCGGCGCUGUAACGCUGCCGCUGGCCGUCUACCAACACUACAUCCUAGCCAAGGUGGAAAAUUUGCAGCCAGAAAUAAAAAGUAUUGCCAGCCAUCUUACCCAAGAAGUUACAGUUUGUGCUAAUCAGUUGGGAUGGUCCAAAAGAGUUGCCAGGCUCACUUAUCUCAAGCAUAUGCGGAGGCUUGUUUCAGAGCUGUAUGUCCGGGAUAACUGCCACCCUUUCAAAGCCACUGUGUUGGUCUGGAUUCAGUUUCCAACGUGGAUCUUCAUAUCUGUUGCCCUCCGGAAUUUUAGCAUGGGGGCGGCGCAUUCAGAAGGCAAUUAUUAUACAAGUUUUUCUGUUCAGGAGCAGUUAGCUACCGGUGGGGUUCUGUGGUUUCCUGACCUCACUGCGCUGGAUUCUACUUGGAUUCUGCCUAUAUCCGUUGGUGUCAUCAAUUUAUUAAUAGUGGAGAUUUUUGCUCUGCAAAAAAUCGGAAUAUCUCAUUUUCAGAAGUAUGUCACGUACUUUGUCCGCGGAAUAUCAGUGUUGAUGAUUCCAGUUGCUGCAACAGUACCUUCACCCCACGCCCAGCGUCAAGGCUCCCCUACUGGGACGGUGCACUCUCAACUCCAAAAUCAGUCGCUGCCUCCCGGGGACUUCUCGUCUCUCCAGCCGCGUGGCCGUGCCGCCCCCGUGAACCAGAUAACCCAGGGGAGCUUGCAAAACCGCCUUAAGGACCUGAGGAGAGAACAGAACAUGGGGAGAAGAUUUUCCAGGAAGAUCUGUGCCAGACUCCAGAGGGCCAAGAAUUUCAUUAAGAAGUUGUUAGAUGCCGUCGAGUCGGCUCCGACUCAUAGCGACCUUAUGCACAACAACGAAACACUGCCUGGUCCUGCGCCAUCCUUAGAGUCAUGGUUAUGCUUGAGCUCAUUGUUGCAGCCACUGUGUCAGUCCACCUCGUUGAGGGUCUUCCUCUUUUCCGCUGACUCUGUACUCUGCCAAGCAUGAUGUCCUUCUCCAGGGACUGAGCCCUCCUGACAACAUGUCCAAGGUAUGUAAGACGCAGUCUCGCCAUCCUUGCUUCUAAGGAGCAGCCUCUAGAAAUGAAGACAAAACUAUCCAGCACACACGCACACAUACACACACAC
Messenger RNA from Loxodonta africana (African savanna elephant), 6030 nucleotides. RefSeq names its product cytochrome c oxidase assembly protein COX18, mitochondrial. Gene Ontology annotation, molecular function: membrane insertase activity. Bases 4619 to 5890 code for a protein of 423 amino acids. The transcript has 8 exons. NCBI's taxonomy places the organism in Eukaryota, Metazoa, Chordata, Mammalia, Proboscidea, Elephantidae. Gene Ontology annotation, cellular component: mitochondrial inner membrane. Gene Ontology annotation, biological process: mitochondrial respiratory chain complex IV assembly; protein insertion into mitochondrial inner membrane from matrix. The record is from RefSeq and is a predicted model, not a curated record.